AUGAAGAAUGACAGAAAGCAACAGCCUACUAAACAGUUAAAGAGUCUUAAGUAUCCAGUUUUAGAUGCUGAAAAGGCAGAGGAAGCUCGACUGAAGAAGAAUAUGAGCGCCGAAAAAGCUAAAGCAUAUGCUGAGACUCUCCAACUUCUUUCUGAGCUACAAAAGGAUAACGAACCUGGAGUUAGUCAAACAUCAGAGGAAGAUGACGUAACACUUGCCAAGAGACUCGAAGAUAGGCUGGCUACAAAGAGUAAUGAAGUCAAACCAAUAGCGAAGUCGACUACGUCAGUCAUGGACAAGGAGAAGAAAAAGCCGACUAUCUCAGCCAAGGAGAAGAAACUUACUCCAAAAAUCACAUACACCCCUCAGAAGCCAGUAACUCGGAGCCACCCGCAGAAAAGAGUUGAUCCUGAGUUUGCUAGUGGCAAAGGACUGUCGGGACAUAAAAGGCGAAAAACAAAGUCCAGAACUGAAAACCCAGUUGGAAAAGAUUGCCCAACAGAGAAAGUUCAGAAAAAGGAUAGCGAGAAUGUGAGAAAGAGAAAAGCUAAAGGUGAUCCAAAUCUGCAAGAACUUACUAAAAAAGUGAAGAAUGCACGCAAGUUGUUGAGCCUAAGGAAAUCUCCGUUCUAUAAGGAUUUGAGUUCACAACAAAGAGCGCUUCUCUCUCCUUUUUUUGACAAAGCUACCUCAAUCAACAGUGCUUGGAAAGCUCCUGCUGUGAUUGGUCAUCACAUAUUAUCUGCAGAGACAUUUGAAGAUCUGCUACAUAACAGGGCUUUAGAGGGAGAUCUUAUAAAUUACUGGCAAUACCAACUGAAAAAAGCAUAUCAUAAUGAGCAACCAGUGAAUGGACAGAGAAAGUACAUUCCAGUACUCCACAUUGAUCCAACAGGCUGGUUUUAUUUAAGUGACCCAGUACAUCAAGUAGCAGCAAAACUGCUGUAUUCUUACCCAUCAGGAAUAUGGAGGAAGGACCAGGAAGAUUAUUAUUCCAAUGUCACACCAAAACAAUACUGCUUGUUAGCAAUUAAUGAACGCUUGUCGAGCCUGCGCCUUCCACUUGUAAGCAGAGUAAAGAUGAUUAGUUACCCAACACCUCAACAGGGAGACUAUCCAGAUUGUGCAAUAUAUAUCAUGCACAUCAUGAAGAAAGUUGCAAAGGAGGAAGUAAUUGAUGGAGUGCGAAUGAGCUUGGGAGACCCAGAAGAACUAAAGGACAAAAUACAUAAGAAGAGGAUCUCUUUAGCAUGCAAAAUACUCUCAGCAACAUCUCCUCCUGAGGAGAGCUGGAAUAUUCAUGCUCCAAAAGGUUUUUAA
Molecule: messenger RNA, 1320 nt
Organism: Papaver somniferum (opium poppy)
Lineage: Eukaryota; Viridiplantae; Streptophyta; Magnoliopsida; Ranunculales; Papaveraceae
Exons: 6
Coding region: 1-1320 (439 amino acids)
Source: RefSeq, a predicted model, not a curated record